UAAAAGAAAAAAUAUAUUUAACUCUUAUUUUGUAUUCUCACAUAGAAGUAGCGAGAAGAAAACAGGAUUGAAAGUGCUUAGAGUGUUCUGAGAAAUUGCGAUCAUGGCUACUGAAUCUCCAACUUCUGCUCGUAAAGUUGUUGUUCAUCUCAGAGCCACCGGUGAUGCUCCUAUUCUCAAACAAUCCAAAUUCAAGAUAGCAGGAACUGAUAAAUUUGCCAAAGUGAUAGACUUUCUUCGCAGACAACUGCACAGGGACACAUUGUUUGUAUAUGUCAACAGUGCUUUUUCACCAAAUCCUGAUGAACUGGUCAUUGAUUUGUAUAAUAUCACUAUCAGUCUAAACUUUCCAUUUUAAUUGCUGUCAUGAUUCUGAUUACUGUGUAGAAUUUUGGUUUUGAUGGAAAACUAGUUGUAAACUACGCUUGUUCUAUGGCAUGGGGCUAACACUAAAUCAUGGUUGCUGAUUCAUAUACAAGCUGCACAUUUCAAAAUGUGAAUAGAUAUUGUUUUGCUUUACUUGUUGCUGCACCUUUCAGCCGAAACUCAGGGCUUCAAUUGUAUACAAUCAAAUUACAUUCUUGAAGAUUCUGACAAGGUAGAAAUGGAACAAAAACUAACACAUGACCAAUCAUAACUUGUUGAUUUGAAAUGCCUUUAUUUUAGGUGUGUCUUUACAUAUUGGAGUCACAGUUUUAGUUUUUAUUCAUGUCAAUAUAGUUAUGGAUGAUGGUCGUUUUAGAGACUAGUACUGGUAUGCUUGUUGUAGUGAUAAAAGUUCAGAUAUCCAUUCUUUAAUCAAUAAUUUUAUUGCAAAAGUA
Messenger RNA from Cicer arietinum (chickpea), 821 nucleotides. NCBI's taxonomy places the organism in Eukaryota, Viridiplantae, Streptophyta, Magnoliopsida, Fabales, Fabaceae. The record is from RefSeq and is a predicted model, not a curated record.